Molecule: messenger RNA, 2202 nt
Organism: Paramuricea clavata
Lineage: Eukaryota; Metazoa; Cnidaria; Anthozoa; Malacalcyonacea; Plexauridae
Source: the annotation of a GenBank genome assembly
AUGUCGGAUGCGUUGAAUAUUCAUGACCAACUAAAGUUCAAGUCGAAAAUAUCAUUUACAUCGGAAAGCUGUCUUAACUAUAUUCGAAGGCAGCAUUCAAAUGAAGUUAUUCUAACUUUAAUAAUUCCUGUCGAAAUAUUAGUCAAGUGGAAUAAAAUUAUAAAGAGCAAAAAGUUGUCUGUAUCGUUUGUGGAUUUAUUGUACAUUUCACAAGGUUUACCAGGUUGUUGCCUAAAGCCAGAAGCUACAGAUCGAAUUGAGCGCCGUUUAAAAGAAUUAUGUAGCGUUGCUUCGAAAUCAUGUGUGGGAAUCUCUGGGAAUAAUAGGGUAAAAAAACUUAAACAAGUCAAGAAAUUGGCUAUACAUCGCCACGAAGUAGAAGAUCCAAACGAGCUCCCACGCAGAAUCGCCAGCCUCGAAGAAGAGAAAGCCAAGCUACAAGAACAAGUAGACAGUCUUGAAGCAAAGUGUGAAAGUCUUGUUGAAGAAGUCCUUGAAUUUACACAGGAUAGACGACGUAUAACCGAGCUUGAGCAAUCAGUGGAAAAUGUAAAUGAUGAAAAUGAGGCAUUGCAGGCAUAUAUACAAACCCUUCUGGAAAGAGACUGUUGCAAACACUGUGAUUCCACUAAUGCGAACAAAGGGCUUACGUAUGAUAGUGUCAGUAAAACCCAAAAGCAAAGGAAACUAAAAGAGUUAAAAACAAAUGCGGAAAAAUCUCUCUGGUUUCUGGAAACCUUUGGAUUAAAGCUAGAUAGUCUCUCCCUUAUUGCCUUGGAUGGAGAAAAGGUGAACUUACAGUAUAAUGGUUCACAAAAGUCAGCAUACCAAUUCCUUUCAGAUGAAGAUAAAGAUAGAGUGAAGAGUGUAGUGUACAUUAUGGACAAAUUUUGUGUUAGUGAUGCUGCAUAUCAUGAGUUUUCCAUGAUUGACCAAGAAGGACUAGUGCGAAGCUAUUUGAUAAAGCAAUGCAAACAUGCCCUGAAUAAACUGUACACCAUCACAAGAACACCCGGGGAAUGGCCUGGUGCACAGCUGAGUUUUACUGCAGAACUUAAACACCAGAUUUCAAAACAGGUAAGUACAAUAUUACACAUAGACCAUCUGUACGCAUAAGCUAAAUGACCAAGUUGGAGUCAAAUAGGGAAAACUAUUUCCCAUAUUGGGGAAUAAGCUGAAAAUGCAAUUUGUCUAUCUCAAUUAUACAAUACUGACUUCUGUCUUAUUUCAUUAUAACAAUAUAGAUUGAACAGUUGGGUGAGCAAAUGCCAAGUACUCAAAAAGUCAAGAUCAGUGGUGAUGGGGCUAAAAUGUCAAGGGUCACAAAUUUUGUAGUCUUGUCAUUUUCCCUUCUCUCUGAGGGGGAAAAGGUCAUGUCUGCCAAAGGUAAGUUGUUCUUAUAAUGCUAUUACCAUUGACAAGACCUUGGGGAUUUGUAUUUUCUUAAAGUUCACAGCAUAUUUUCCACCAGGGACUUGGGAAUUUGACAAUUCCCCACCCCAAGGCAAUGCCAAAAAAUAAUAUGAGAAACAUUAGCUCAUUGCAAUUUAUUCCAAACUUUCCUAAUAUAAAACUCACAAAAUAAUCCCCCUCCCUGGAAUCAAAUAUUGUAUUGUAUUGGCCUAGCCGUGGUGAGUGGAGGUAGUAACAGUAUUAAUUGACUCUAAUGCAUAAAGCAAAUUAACAUUAUCUAAAUCCACAUAAAAGUACAAAUAUAACACUGUGUAUCUACACAGUGUCAGGGGCAUCGGAGCUGCUAAAAGUAUAGCAAACAAGUUGGGGGAAUUAACAAAUUAGUUUCCUACCUUUCACCAAUUUAUGUUGUGUUCCCGUUGUGUUGAAUAUUUACCAAUUUAUUUGUUAUGUUCCUUAAAUGGGCCUUCUAAAGUCAUUUUGAAAUGGCUUAAUGUCACCCCAAGUAUUGGUUACAUUUUUUGUUUUAAUUUGUUUAUAAUCUUUUGUAAUACUACAUGUAAGAUACUGGCAAAAUGACUUCCGGUGGUUCCACCAAACUUAAGGUGGCAAAGCUGUUUCAAAAGAAGUUUUUGACAAGUUUGUUGUAUAUUUAUAUAUAUCUUAUGGAAUGAAGGUGUUCAUCCAGUUGGAAUACUUAGUGGAAAAGAGGAUUACAGUGUUCUACAAACUGCUGGGAAAGAUCUGUUUCAGGAAAUUAAUGAGCUGAUAGCUGCUGGAAAGAUAAAU